Molecule: messenger RNA, 680 nt
Organism: Amoebophrya sp. A120
Lineage: Eukaryota; Dinophyceae; Syndiniales; Amoebophryaceae
Source: the annotation of a GenBank genome assembly
CCACAGACACGUAUAAAUAUUUUCCAACAAAUCACUAUCAGCCUUGAAAGUGAUAUUCAAACCUUUCAAAAAUAAAGAUGUCGAAGCAUUGAUUUUUUCAAGUGUAUGAAAAAAAGAGCGCCAGAGAGAAGCCCCGGCUUCUUAUGUGUACGGGAACUCAGUUUUCACCUUGAUGUGUGCGUCAAUUUUUACAGAUGUGUACGUCGUGGUGGAGGCGAGCACCGCACGCAGUUACCUUAUUUUCAAACGCGACCCAGUUUCGUUAGCAAAAUGCUUUACCUACCGUAGAAUUUAGAAAACAGUCAUGAAUUACUGCAAUUUGCAACAUCAAAAAGUUUUCCUUUUGUAUCAUCCCAGACCUCCCGUGCCAGCAGUCAGACAUAAAUUGAUGUGCACGGUCGCAAACCACGAAUCUUGAUUGAGGGUUUUUCUACGAUAAUAGAUAAGUACUCACUUAGUAGUCUCGCGCUGCACUAAGCGUCGCGAAUAAAAAUUGAAUUUUUAACUUGAGAAACACACUGUCUACAAACCAGAGACGCAAGGUUCCGAUGAAUCAUAACAAAUUGAUAUAGUAUAACAUCGUGUAGAUAGCUUUUCCUUUUCCAUACAGAUUUCUAUUUCUACGACUUCAAUUUCGAAGAGCUAUGGUACGUAGGGGACAAAGUUCAGAUAAAUACGUC